AUGUCAGGUCUCGAUCCCAAGGGCCCCUCGCAGCCCUCCCUAGACCAAGCCUACACCACACCUGGCAACCCAGCGCAAAAAGACCCAAAAGAGCAAGUUCAAACAGAGUUCAAUGCCGCCGACAACUCCGCCAGUGUCGACCAACGUAUUCCCACCAAGCAAGCUACCGAUGCCGAAGGACUACGGAAUGCAAAGUUCGAGGAAGGCAAGGGCGUACACGGCGCACCAGCGGGCGAAGAGAGCAAAGGUCUGAGUCAUGAAGAUGUAGGAAGACACAAGGAGCUAGAUGGACAACAGAUGGCUGCGCCGGGUGAGGGACGCGUUGCCGAUGCGGUAGCCAAGGGAGGAAAGGGCAUGGGUGGUGGUGGAGAGCAGCCCGACUUGGCGAGUGACUUGGACAGGAAGAAGGCAGAACAAGCUGAUGCAAGGGAAGCUAUCAAACAGUCAAAGGGCGAAGCGACAAAGGUUGGUGGUGCAUUGGGUCAGACUGGUGGACCUGCCAAUCCCGUCGACAACUCGAGUCAGGGCGGUGGUAACUACCCUAAUUCCAGCUACUAG
Alternaria atra is the source of this 558-nucleotide messenger RNA. RefSeq lists its product as uncharacterized. The record is from RefSeq and is a predicted model, not a curated record. The transcript has 2 exons. Bases 1 to 558 code for a protein of 185 amino acids. NCBI's taxonomy places the organism in Eukaryota, Fungi, Ascomycota, Dothideomycetes, Pleosporales, Pleosporaceae.